CCUCUCCCCGCUUCCCUCCGGCCCGGCCAUGGAUCUGACCAGCAGCUCGGGCGGCGGCGACCCUCGGCAGAUCGAGGAGACCAAGCCGCUGCUGGGGGGCGACGUGCCGGCCCCCGAGGGCACGAAGAUGGGCGCCGUGCCCUGCCGCCGGGCCCUGCUGCUGUGCAACGGGAUGAGGUACAAGCUGCUGCAGGAGGGCGACAUCCAGGUCUGUGUCAUCCGGCACCCGCGGACCUUUCUCAGCAAGAUCCUCACCUCGAAAUUCCUGAGGCGCUGGGAGCCGCACCACCUAACGCUGGCCGACAACAGCCUGGCGUCCGCCACGCCAACUGGGUACAUGGAAAACUCCGUCUCCUACAGCGCCAUUGAAGACGUUCAGCUGCUGUCCUGGGAGAAUGCCCCGAAGUACUGUUUACAGCUCACAAUUCCUGGGGGAACUGUCCUGCUGCAGGCUGCCAACAGCUACCUGCGAGACCAGUGGUUCCAUUCUCUGCAGUGGAAGAAAAAGAUUUACAAAUACAAGAAAGUCCUGAGUAACCCGAGCCGUUGGGAGGUCGUCCUGAAGGAGAUUCGGACGCUGGUGGACAUGGCUCUGACAUCCCCUCUGCAGGACGAUUCCAUCAACCAGGCCCCACUGGAAAUCGUCUCAAAACUGCUCUCAGAGAACACAAACUUGACCACCCAGGAGCACGAGAACAUCAUCGUGGCAAUCGCUCCUUUGCUGGAAAACAACCAUCCACCACCCGAUCUCUGUGAAUUCUUCUGCAAGCACUGCAGAGAGCGGCCCCGGUCCAUGGUGGUCAUCGAAGUGUUCACCCCCGUGGUCCAGAGAAUCCUGAAGCAUAACAUGGACUUUGGGAAGUGCCCGCGACUGAGGCUGUUUACUCAGGAGUACAUCCUUGCCUUGAACGAGCUCAACGCAGGGAUGGAGGUGGUGAAGAAGUUCAUUCAGAGCAUGCAUGGCCCCACGGGGCACUGCCCCCAUCCCCGGGUCCUGCCCAACCUGGUGGCUGUGUGCCUGGCUGCCAUCUACUCCUGCUACGAAGAGUUCAUCAACAGCCGCGACAACUCCCCCAGCCUGAAGGAGAUCCGGAACGGCUGCCAGCAGCCCUGCGACCGGAAGCCCACCUUACCUCUGCGCCUUCUGCACCCCAGCCCGGACCUGGUGUCUCAGGAAGCCACGCUGUCCGAGGCACGGCUCAAGUCGGUGGUCGUGGCCUCCAGCGAGAUCCACGUGGAGGUGGAGCCCGCCAGCACUGCCAAGCCGGCGCUGACGGCCAGCGCGGGCGACGACAACGAGCCCAACCUCAUCGACUGCCUCAUGGUCAGCCCCGCCUGCAGCACCAUGAGCAUCGAGCUGGGCCCGCAGGCCGACCGCACGCUCGGCUGCUACGUGGAGAUCCUCAAGCUGCUGUCGGACUAUGAUGACUGGAGACCAUCUCUGGCCAGCCUGCUUCAACCCAUUCCAUUCCCCAAAGAAGCUCUCGCGCACGAGAAGUUCACCAAGGAACUGAAGUACGUGAUUCAGAGGUUCGCCGAAGACCCUCGACAAGAGGUCCACUCGUGCCUGCUGAGCGUGCGAGCCGGCAAGGACGGCUGGUUUCAGCUCUAUAGCCCCGGAGGGGUGGCCUGCGAUGACGACGGGGAGCUGUUUGCCAGCAUGGUGCACAUCCUCAUGGGCUCCUGUUACAAGACCAAAAAAUUCCUGCUCUCCCUGGCGGAGAACAAGCUGGGACCGUGCAUGCUCCUGGCGCUAAGGGGGAACCAGACCAUGGUGGAGAUCCUGUGCUUGAUGCUGGAGUACAACAUCAUCGACAACAAUGACACGCAGCUGCAGAUCAUCUCGACGCUGGAGAGCACGGGCGUGGGGAAGCGCAUGUACGAGCAGCUGUGCGACCGGCAGCGGGAGCUGAAGGAGCUGCAAAGGAAAGGCGGGCCCACCAGGCUAACACUGCCCUCCAAGUCCACAGACGCUGACUUGGCUCGUUUGCUGAGCUCUGGCUCCUUCGGAAACCUGGAGAACCUCAGUUUGGCCUUCACCAACGUAACCAGUGCCUGCGCUGAGCACCUCAUCAAACUGCCUUCUCUCAAGCAGCUAAACCUGUGGUCCACUCAGUUCGGAGACGCCGGCCUGCGGCUCCUGUCGGAACACCUCACGAUGCUCCAGGUGCUGAACCUGUGCGAGACGCCCGUCACCGACGCCGGCCUGCUGGCCCUCAGCUCCAUGAAGAGUCUCUGCAGCUUAAACAUGAACAGCACCAAGCUCUCGGCGGACACCUAUGAAGACCUGAAGGCCAAGCUGCCCAACCUGAAGGAGGUGGACGUCCGCUACACGGAAGCCUGGUGAAGCUCCCGUCGGCAGGAAGCAGUUUGCAACCGCAACUCACAACUCCUGACUAAUAGCCGUAGAGCAGCGGGUCUCGGGGUCCCACCCCCGUCCUGGCUGUGAGAUAGAUGGGGGAGUCUUUCUGGGGGCAGAGGGCGGAGGGGGGAGGGGUGG
Molecule: messenger RNA, 2500 nt
Organism: Odocoileus virginianus texanus
Lineage: Eukaryota; Metazoa; Chordata; Mammalia; Artiodactyla; Cervidae
Gene: CMIP
Product: c-Maf inducing protein
Cellular component (GO): cytosol; nucleoplasm
Source: RefSeq, a predicted model, not a curated record